Molecule: messenger RNA, 322 nt
Organism: Drosophila takahashii
Lineage: Eukaryota; Metazoa; Arthropoda; Insecta; Diptera; Drosophilidae
Source: RefSeq, a predicted model, not a curated record
GUGUAAUCCAACCCGCUUGGCUGACAUGGUUUUCCUAUUUCUGAUCAUGCAUCUGAAUAUCAGUUAUAUUUGGGACUCUCUGCUCGUCUGGUCGAAAUGGAUGCCAUACUAAAAAUUAUCUUGUUGCUCAGCUUUUAUUUAAUUGCUGCAAAUAUACACUAUACAUUGUGUGAUGAUGUACCAUCCGCCGAAGCCGACACAGUUGUAACUGAAAGUGAAGAGCACUACACCGCAUCAGAUGACUUCGACUUUUAACCCAUACACACACAGCCCAAUAAAGCCCAAUCAUUUGUAAAUAAAUAAAUUAUCUUUCAGCACCGUG